Messenger RNA from Lepisosteus oculatus (spotted gar), 1567 nucleotides. Its product is annotated as serine/threonine-protein kinase pim-3-like. The record is from RefSeq and is a predicted model, not a curated record. Gene Ontology annotation, molecular function: protein serine/threonine kinase activity; ATP binding. Gene Ontology annotation, cellular component: cytoplasm. Gene Ontology annotation, biological process: protein autophosphorylation; negative regulation of apoptotic process; regulation of mitotic cell cycle. NCBI's taxonomy places the organism in Eukaryota, Metazoa, Chordata, Actinopteri, Semionotiformes, Lepisosteidae.
UUUCUUUACUUUAUGGACACUGUUAUUUUUGGUGACUAUGAAUAACUGCAAGGACCUCUUAUUAGCAUCAAAUUCCCCUGAAGAAGGAACCUCAGCCGGAACCUCCACAGUGUUGGGGAGAAAUGGGAUGGUCCAUGAGGGAAUAAGAAAGGAGGACAAAGGAGGGAAGAGGAAGAGAAAGAGAAGGUGCACCAGGGGCAACAAUGCGAGAAGGCGAGGCAAAACAGGGAAAAUCAACCCAACCAAGAGGGAGUCGGGCAGCCAGGGGAAAGAGGCGGAGGAAAGAAGCCAACGAAGGAAAGCGAGAUGGGGAGGGAGAGGCAAGCCAGAGAAGAGGUCCGUGAGUGAGAGCAGCGGAGUCAGGAGGAGUAGAGAGAGGGCGGCAGGGAAACCAAAAGCCAGGAGAAACAAACGGAGGAGAUUUGACCCAAUUUCUCACUCCGAAUCGGAGACCUUACUGGAAACUGAGGAAGCUCCGGCAAGUGGAGGGCAGGACCCAUCAUCUCCUCCUGUUAAAAGGAAAAGGAAAAUGAGAGGAGCAGCAGCCCGUCGGUCAAGAUCGACCUCAAAACACCCACUGGACACUGACUCACUGGACACUGACCCACUGGAGACCUCUGGUUGGUGUGAGGGACCAGAGAUAGAGGGGGAGCAGACUACGGAGCUAAAGUCGCACUCUAAAGAGGUGUUUCAAGAGCUUUACGAGAAAGGGGACUUGAUAGGAUACGGGGGAUAUGGUUGUGUCUAUGCUGGAAACCGGAAAACUGAUGGGAUACCGGUAGCAGUUAAAUGUGUCUAUCGGAAAACAAUAAAGAAGUGGGCAAAUUUGCAGCAGGGCACCGUCCCCCUGGAGAUUGUGCUCCAUCAGCAGGUGUGUGCCCCCCCUGCCUGCGCCAGCGUGGUGAUGCUGCUCGACUGGUUCAGGAUGCCCGACCGCUUCCUGCUGGUCCUGGAGCGGCCCGAGCCCUGCCAGGACCUCUUCAACUUCCUGCAGGACGUGGGCGGUUUCCUGGAGGAGCCGCUGGCCCGGGACUUCCUGCGACAGGCCGUGGAGGCCCUGCUGCACUGCCUUUCCCGGGGGGUGGUCCAUCGGGACCUCAAGCCCGAAAACCUCCUGGUGGAGGCCAGAACCCAGCGCCUGAAGCUCAUCGACUUCGGCUCGGCAAGCCCACUGCAGGACGGGCUGUAUUCUGACCUGGCUGGUACUCUGCAUUACUUUCCACCUGAAACAAUCCUACGUGGAGAGUAUCAGGCAAUUCCUGCCACAGUCUGGUCAGUGGGAAUUCUGCUCUUUCACAUGGUAUGGGGCGAUGUGCCUUUCUCCGAUGACAAUGAAAUUGUAAAAGGGACACUUCACUUUCCCAGAGAUAUCUCCAGAGAAUGCCGUAACCUGAUUCGCCGCUGCUUGACUUCCUGCCCUAGCAACCGGCCUACGAUGGAGGACAUCCUGCUCCAUCCCUGGAUGAAGCAAAUUGGAAAGUAGCAUUGGACAAGUCAUACUCACGGCUUCCCUACACAGAAUACUGUUUUGUUGGAGAAUAAAUAAAAAAAAAACAUGGUUUUAAGA